AUGCUGGACUAUGGUAAGACCGGGUGCAGAAUGAUGCAGAUCGAACAGCAGCAGUACCUCAAUCUGCAUGGCGUACCACUGAAUCAGCCAUCGGAGGCGACAGUCGCGCCCCCGCCUGUUAUAAUCUGCCCGACAGAAGUGGAUAAUGUGAAUAUAACAUUGGAGAAGAAUCAGCAGUGUGCAUGCAAAGACUGCGGCAAAUUGUUCAACUCCGUCUGGUACCUCAAGCAGCAUGCUGUGAAGCAUUCCAACGACCGCCCGUUCAGAUGCAAAUUUUGUUACAAGGUUACUUAG
Molecule: messenger RNA, 294 nt
Organism: Gongylonema pulchrum
Lineage: Eukaryota; Metazoa; Nematoda; Chromadorea; Rhabditida; Gongylonematidae
Source: the annotation of a GenBank genome assembly